This is a messenger RNA of Cuscuta europaea, 2475 nucleotides long. The record is from the annotation of a GenBank genome assembly. NCBI's taxonomy places the organism in Eukaryota, Viridiplantae, Streptophyta, Magnoliopsida, Solanales, Convolvulaceae.
CUUCUCACGUUGUCGCUCACUCUCUCCCUAGUCCCAACGAGCAGGGGUGCACGGUAUGGUAGCUGGGCUGUUUAUAUUUAAACUUUUGUAUGUGUAAUCUCCUGCAUUCUUCAAUCUGCCGGAUCUGCAUCCUCUUCUUUCUUAGUCAUCUUCUUUCUCUCUUGUUCAGUCUCUCUUAAAUUUCCAAUCUUGAAGAUUUCUGCAAGAGAGGCAGACAGGAUUUCUGCAAGAGAGACAGACAGAGGGAAAGAAACAGAGGGAGUGGUGAGCGUGUAAACAUGGACGCCGUCCUACAAAGCAGAGGGAAUCUAUCUCUACCUUCGAAUCCCAAAUUCAGAGCUUUUUACCCACUGCCCCAAGGAGGACUAAGAUACAGAUUCAACAAUACAAAUGCUUUGGAAGCAAAAACCCUCAAUGGGCUUUCUUUAUCAGUCAACGGGUUGCCGAAACUUCAAAGUUUUGUCGCGAAGCCUUCACUGGUUGCUCAGAGGGGGGGAUACCCCUUCAUCUGCAAAGCCGAGGCUGCUGCGGCAGCUUCAGCUGAUGGGCAGCCCGUUCCCGGAGAAGCUUUGUCAGAGCCGCCUAAGUUUAUGGGCGUUGAGCUGGCCACUCUGAAGAAAAUUGUCCCCCUCGGAUUGAUGUUCUUUUGUAUUCUGUUUAAUUAUACAAUCCUAAGAGACACCAAGGAUGUAUUGGUGGUGACGGCCAAAGGGUCGAGCGCGGAGAUUAUUCCUUUCUUGAAAACGUGGGUGAAUUUGCCUAUGGCUAUAGGGUUCAUGCUGUUGUACACCAAGUUGGCCAAUGUGUUGUCAAAGCAGGCUCUCUUCUAUACUGUCAUUUUGCCUUUCAUCGCUUUCUUUGGGGCUUUUGGGUUCGUUUUGUAUCCACUCAGCAAUUAUUUCCAUCCCACAGCUCUUGCAGAUAAGCUUUUGAACAUUCUGGGCCCGAGGUUCCUUGGCCCGAUUGCUAUUUUGAGGAUCUGGAGUUUCUGCCUGUUCUAUGUCAUGGCUGAGCUUUGGGGAAGUGUGGUGGUUUCAGUCCUUUUCUGGGGGUUCGCUAAUCAGAUAACCACCGUAGAUGAAGCCAAAAAAUUCUAUCCUUUGUUUGGACUUGGCGCAAAUGUGGCUCUUAUUUUCUCUGGUCGUACAGUGAAGUACUUCUCUAAUUUGAGAAAAAGUUUGGGUCCAGGAGUUGAUGGUUGGGCCCUCUCCCUAAGAGGAAUGAUGAGUAUCGUGGUGCUAAUGGGGCUUGCCAUCUGUUCUAUUUAUUGGUGGGUGAAUCAUAAUGUUUCUCUGCCGUCACGAAGUCUUAAGAAGAAGGACAAGCCUAAGAUGGGAACAAUGGAGAGCUUGAAGUUCUUGGUGUCUUCAAAAUAUAUUAGGGAUCUUGCCACAUUGGUGGUCGCAUAUGGCAUUAGUAUUAACCUUGUCGAGGUUACCUGGAAGUCAAAGCUCAAAGCUCAGUUCCCAAGCCCCAAUGAGUAUUCAUCUUUCAUGGGCGAUUUUUCAACUGCUACUGGAAUUGCAACUUUUACGAUGAUGUUGUUAAGCCAAUGGGUGUUUGACAAAUAUGGUUGGGGAGUGGCUGCAAAGAUAACACCAACAGUUUUGCUCCUUACCGGAUUUGGGUUCUUCUCCUUGAUUCUGUUUGGAGGCCCGCUUGUUCCUACUCUUGCAAAGUUUGGUAUGACUCCUCUUCUAGCAGCUGUAUAUGUGGGUGCCUUGCAGAACAUCUUCAGUAAGAGUGCAAAGUACAGCUUGUUUGAUCCUUGUAAGGAAAUGGCAUACAUUCCUUUAGAUGAGGACACAAAGGUGAAAGGCAAGGCAGCAAUUGACGUGGUUUGCAAUCCAUUAGGGAAAUCAGGUGGAGCUUUGAUACAGCAAUUCAUGAUACUCACGUUUGGUUCGCUUGCGAACUCAACUCCAUACCUGGGAGGUGUUCUCCUUGUCAUCGUUCUUGCAUGGCUUUCAGCAGCCAAGUCUCUGGAUGGGCAGUUCACUGAGUUGCGGCGAGAAGAAGAGCUUGAAAAGGCAUUGGAAAAGGCAGAAGCUUCGAAAAUCCCUGUUGUGUCUCUAGGUGGAAAUGGAAAUGGUUUUCUUUCUAGCACCGGCUCAUCACUGAGCAACCCCGCCAUUGGGAGCGAUUCUACCAGUGCUUCUUCUGAACCGUCCUCCAAGAGCGCGUGAAUGUGCACUUCUUACAUUUGUUUCUCAGGAAUCUUAGGAAUAAUAAUGCAAUGGGUUGGUUGUGCUCAACUUGGAAACUCCAAUGUUUGUCUUUUUAUUUAACAAAUAGGAAAUUUGUUUUAUCAGUAGAAAUAAUGUGUAGUUCGAAAGGGCAGCUUGGGCAGGUAUGCAUGAAUUCAUUUGAGUUCCAAGUUCCAACUUCUUUCAGAGUACUAUAUUUUUUCACCGUUUUUUUGGUUUUACAUUUUUCUUUUUUCGAAAUAUAUAAAUCAUUUUGGAUGCACAGUCG